GGAAACAGAUACCGAAGUUGACCAAUCAAAAUUUUGCGAAGAUAGUCGAAAUUAUGUACGAAUAUUGUAUGGAGAACCCGAGAGAUGAAAACAGCUGGAUGGCUCUCAGUGUACCUACCAUCUACAACAGCAUGGCGUCUGCUUGUAACUGGCCCCUCCAGAGCAAGAGAACGACGACAGAUCUUAUACCACCAUCUGGAGGUGCCUCUUCGUUUGAAGAGAGUGACAAGGACAUCUAUAUUACUCAGUUAAUACAUCGACUGGAAAGUCUGUCCAUGUCUACAGUAGUGAACACACAGCAGGUACCUUUAUUAGCCAGCAUUUCUAGUGCUUAUUUGGGACAGGAACCAACCACCUGUUGCAGCCAAACCAAGUCUUCCCAAGUCUUGAUGCAGCAUCAAAAAACCCAGUUAAGGAUGCUGUCACACAGAUGGCAGAGGCUUGGUCUUCAACCUCCAAUCCCCUGGGGCUUGGAAGAACACAUAUCUGAACAUCAUAAACCUGUGGUUGAAACCACACAAGAAUUGGAAAUCAGGCCCAUAGAGGUCACUCGCUUUGUCUCUCUAAGGGACAUAAGAUCUGAUGAGAUAAAUAUAAUCAGAGACUCACAUAGUGUAAGUUCGGACAGCCUUGAUGAUGGACCUCUUGAGCCCAGUGUACCUGAACAAUGCAUCAAAGUGUCAGUUCAGUCUGAAGACAGUGACCUCUCUGACCAAGAGAAAGACAGUUUUUCUAUCUCAAAGUGGGCACCUCCUGUAGAAUUGGACCUAAGGCCAGACUCAUUCGACAGAGAUCUAGAUUCUUCAGAGGCCGCAGAAGCAGAGCAAAUUUAUCCUGAGGUUUUCCCAGUUCCACUAAAAGAUCUGGACUUCAAUCAGUCCCAUUUCUCAGAGUUGGAGAGUCAAGAAAACAUGAAUUUAAGCGACCCUUGUCUCACAGCUAUGGUUGCACGUGUGAUAAAGCUGGAGAGACUUGAGGCUGCAACUAUACAAAAAGAGCAAGCAAAAGUUUUUCGAUCUCGUCCAGCAACUGGUUUGGUACGAAUUGCCAAUCGUCUGAAACCAGUGGAAAUCCCUUGUUCUAAUAAAGAACACUCAAGCACUAGAAGCAAUAAUUCAAUUUUAGAUGAUUUAACAAAACUCACCCUUUUUUCAAGGUCUCAAUCACUGUCUAGGCAUAAUACUUGCCCCUUAUCAAAUGGGAGGGUAUGUAAUGGAGUCCAAGAACCACCUACUUUACUCAAGAAACCUCAGUCAAGUGCUGUCAAAUUAAGAGAGACUAAAGGCCAGGCUUAUGAUUUUGAUGUUCAUUUGAGUGAGUCAAAAUACAAUAGUUCCAAGAGGCACAAACCCACAAAGAAAGCCAUGCAAAAGACCUCUGACAAAACUAGUGUUCCUGCUAAAGUUCAAUAUAGGAAAACAUGAUUAAUUAUUUUGAAUGUGCUUUAAGCUUUAACAUUUUUUAAUUGAUCAAAUUUGUUAUUUUUUUGAUGGCAUGUAAUACAGUAUUUUUUUUCUUUGAUAAUUUUAUCUUUUUGUAUUAAGGACAAAUGUGUGUUAUGUCAGUUGACUUUAAAGGGAUAGUUUACCCAAAAAUGAAAAUUAUCUCAUCAUUUACUCACCCCUCAUGCCAUCUCAGAUGUGUUUGACUUUCUUCUGCUGAACACAAACAAAGGUUUUUAGAAAAAUAUCUGAACUCUGUAGGUCCAUACAAUGCAAGUCAAUGGUGACCAGACCUUCAAAAAUAAAAAUAAAAA
This is a messenger RNA of Myxocyprinus asiaticus (Chinese sucker), 1756 nucleotides long. RefSeq lists its product as uncharacterized. The record is from RefSeq and is a predicted model, not a curated record. NCBI's taxonomy places the organism in Eukaryota, Metazoa, Chordata, Actinopteri, Cypriniformes, Catostomidae. The coding region runs from base 54 to 1424 and encodes 456 amino acids. The transcript is spliced from 6 exons.